AAUGAAGAAAUAUGUCAGCAUGUUUUAUGUGUCAGGCAGUGUCUUCCUUUAGAUUCUCUAUAUUAGGUCUGAAUUGACGCGGGUUGACUCAAUGUGGCGCCCUGACAAUAAUGCCUCACCAUGUUUUUAAUCACUUACACUCUUACAACUGUAAACACUGCUGUGGUUGUGUAGUUGAAGUUGUCACCACACAAGCAGCCUGGCUUCUGUCACGCUCGUCUGUGGAAUAAAUAGUCCACCCAGUCUCUGGCAUCUUCAGCUGUCUCAUUCCAGGGGGGCUCAGCCUCUAAACAACACUGAUACUCCGCUCAGAUGGAAAACAGAGCGAGCUGUACCAAUAAGGUUGGGGUUUACUGUAGUUCCUUUCCAAAUGCUUACAAGAAGAAAGAACUAGGAGGAGAGCAAUAAUAACCUCUCAAAUUUUCCAUCCAGGAACAUCAAGUAUUUGGGAAAAUUAUCAAACUGUUAUCCAUGUGUUGAGUUGAAUAUAAUUUGUGAUAAUUAUACGAGUGAAAGAUGCAGAUAUGAGACCAGAGGAGGAGCCAGAGUAUCAAACACCACCCACCUGCGAUCUGCUCAGCCUUCUGCUGAAGAACAGACGUCCCACUGGAGCUGUCAACGAGGUUUGGCCCAACCUCUACAUUGGAGACGCAGCUACAGCUCAGCAUAAAACCCUGUUAGCGAAUCUGGGAAUAACACAUGUAGUGAAUGCCGCAGAUGGACCCCAGCACAUCGACACCGGGCCACAUUUCUACAAAGAUACAAACAUACAAUAUCAUGGAGUCGAAGCACCAGACUGUAAAGAUUUUGACCUGAGCCCAUUCUUCACUGAGACGGCUGAUUUCAUUCAUGGUGCUCUGAGUCAGAAAGGUAAAGUCCUCGUCCACUGUGCACGAGGAAUCAGCCGCUCAGCGACUCUGGCACUGGCGUUCCUCAUGAUCAAAGAAAGACUUACCCUCGUAGAAGCUGUAGGCGCUGUUCGCAGGCACAGAAACAUUCUUCCAAACGUUGGAUUUCUGAAUCAACUCUGUCACUUGGACACUUCCUUGGCACUACAGAGGAAAACAAUGUAACAUUAAGCAGUGAAGGAACAGAACCUGUAAGACCUUGGAGAGACCAUUGGGAUUGCCUGUUUUGACUCUUCAUAUUACAUGUAACCACUUUGAAGACUGCCUUGUUUUAGAUUUGUUCUACCUUCCAGGCAGCCUUUGGCAGUAUAGCUGUUAUACUGAACAGUAGCAGAACCAAGAUGCAAACACAAACCAGAGACCAGACCCAACAGACCUUUUUCACAGCAGCCAUUUUGACAUGAAAGUAGUAAAG
Messenger RNA from Larimichthys crocea (large yellow croaker), 1323 nucleotides. Its product is annotated as dual specificity phosphatase DUPD1. The transcript has 3 exons. Bases 525 to 1073 code for a protein of 182 amino acids. Gene Ontology annotation, cellular component: cytoplasm. The record is from RefSeq and is a predicted model, not a curated record. Lineage: Eukaryota; Metazoa; Chordata; Actinopteri; Sciaenidae. Gene Ontology annotation, molecular function: MAP kinase phosphatase activity; protein tyrosine/serine/threonine phosphatase activity. Gene Ontology annotation, biological process: protein dephosphorylation; negative regulation of MAPK cascade.